CGCCGCUUGAGUGGUUCUACCUGGGAGGGCUUCUGUUUCAUAUCACCUCAUUCGCAAUUCAUCAAAUAGGCCCAUCCAUACCGGAUAUUCCUUUUAGCCUUUUAGGCCAAAGAAGCAAUGUCGGCUUUUCAGAUCGUCCGAGUUUCUUCACGGCAAGCAAUUUCAUCAACCACAAGACUCUCCGGUCGACAACCGCGUGGUUUUCAUUCCUGUUCAUCGAAGGCCGCCAUUGCCCAUCCCAUCACCGCUCAUGGCCCACCACCCAAAGCUCCUUCUGCCGCACAAGAGUUUAGUGGCCGUGUAGAACAGCAAAAAGCCCAGGAGGACGAGCUCAAGUCGCAAUCGACAAGGCAACGAGCGUCGCUCAAAACGCGUUUCUGGAAGGAUGUGAAUGUCGAGAAGAAGCCGGAGGGAGAUUACCGAGUUCUGUUAGACGCUCGGCCCGUUCGAACGCCUUCUAAAGACAUUCUCUCCAUCCCUCCCACGAAGCCUCACCUUGCCCAUGCGAUUGCCCUGGAAUGGGAUGUCAUGACGACCGCCCAGCAAGCUUUGAAAAACCAUCUCAUCCCACUUACCUCUCUAACUGCCCGAGCGGCAGACAUUGUUCGCGAGGAUGAGCAGGGCGAGACAAAUACCCGAGACCAAAUCGUAACAACCUCAAUGCGCUAUCUGGAUACGGAUACCUUGCUUUGCUGGGUGCCUGAACAGCCCGAGGAAAUCGACGAUAAUGGCGUGAAAUCAGAAACCCUUCGAGAGGCUCAGAUGAGAAUAGCCAAAGACACCAUUGCCUUCUUGAGCACAAAGGUCUGGCCAGGGAUUGAGAUUAAACCUAUCUUAGACAGCAACAGCAUAUUGCCUGCGUCCCAGUCCCAGGCUACAAAAGACAUCAUUCGGCUCUGGAUUUCAAACCUGCAUGCGCAUGACUUGGCCGCUUUGGAAAGAGGAAUACUGGCAUCGAAGAGCUUGUUGGUUGCCGUUAGGUUGGUUGCUGAAUGGAGUGAAAAUUUCCGGUCGAUUCAGCGGUCGGGUUCCAAGAAAUUCGGCAUUGAUGAGGCAGCAGAGGCUUCUAGCCUCGAGGUCAAGUGGCAGACAGACAUGUGGGGCGAGGUCGAAGACACUCAUGAUGUCGACAAAGAAGAUUUGAGGCGACAGCUUGGGAGCGUUAUUGUCUUGGUGAGUGGCGAUACCAAAUGAAUGAGUGGAUGGAUAGAUGUACAGGUUUGUAUUAUAUAUAUGUGUAGUUUAUAACCUUCGGUGUAUAUGGCAUAAUAUGAUCAAUGG
Aspergillus steynii IBT 23096 is the source of this 1281-nucleotide messenger RNA. Its product is annotated as ATP synthase complex assembly protein ATP12. Gene Ontology annotation, biological process: mitochondrial proton-transporting ATP synthase complex assembly. Gene Ontology annotation, cellular component: mitochondrion. Bases 118 to 1194 code for a protein of 358 amino acids. NCBI's taxonomy places the organism in Eukaryota, Fungi, Ascomycota, Eurotiomycetes, Eurotiales, Aspergillaceae. The record is from RefSeq and is a predicted model, not a curated record. The transcript is spliced from 2 exons.